Molecule: messenger RNA, 2163 nt
Organism: Betta splendens (Siamese fighting fish)
Lineage: Eukaryota; Metazoa; Chordata; Actinopteri; Anabantiformes; Osphronemidae
Gene: sptssb
Product: serine palmitoyltransferase, small subunit B
Exons: 2
Coding region: 695-937 (80 amino acids)
Biological process (GO): endoplasmic reticulum organization; ceramide biosynthetic process
Cellular component (GO): serine palmitoyltransferase complex
Molecular function (GO): serine C-palmitoyltransferase activity
Source: RefSeq, a predicted model, not a curated record
CACGUGCCUCGUUCCUUAAUAGUUUCCUGCGCUAGCUGCGCUUCAGAAAAAUGGACCGUGCGGAGACUGCAUUACGCAUUUUUUUCCAUUUCGUGCGUAAUGAGGUGUGAUUUCAUGCAGGGUGUCCACAUAGUAACGCACGUACAUCCCGGUGGGGCUGCGGUGGGAGCGUUUUCACCUGCGUGGCGCCUGUGUGGCGUCGGCUUGAUGCUCCGUCCUGCUGCUACGUCAGCGGCUGCUCUGCGGCGCAGAGUGGGGCUGCAGCGCGGUGGUGCGGACGAUGCGCACGGAGGAUGCGACACUGAACCAAGUUUAAAGCUGCUCCGCGAAGCCGCGGACGCGGCGAAGCGGACGUAGCGCAGUCAUCGCCUCCUCCGGUGCCGGGACCGCUUUCCCUUUUUGAUUUGCGCAACCUCACACACACACACACACACACACACACACACACACACACACACACACACACACACACACACACACACACACACACACACCGACCUGGUUAGAGCCACUCCACCUGCAUGAUCGGUGCGCCAGGUGAGUAAAACACGAGUGGAGGGUGUGGUGUGGUUCUCUGUGUGUUUCCUACUACAUGUGCCAGACGCGGCGGAGCAGCAGCGGAGCAGGCUCGUCUCGUACCGGUCUGCCAUUAGCGGGGGUCCACGGCGCUCACGUCGGCUGCUGAGCCUGCAGGAUGAACUUUAAGAACCUGAGGGAGUACCUGGCCUGGUUAUACUACCAGUACCUGCUCAUCACUGGCAUCUAUGUCCUGGAGCCCUGGGAAAAGUCCAUCUUCAACUCCAUCCUCUUCUCUGCCAUUGCCAUGGUGAUCUACACCUCAUAUGUGUUUGUGCCCAUUCAUGUGCGCCUGGCACUGGAGUUUUUCUCUGGGAUCUUUGGUGGCCAGCCCGAAAGCACCAUGACACUCAUGAACUAAAAGAAGGGGAGAAUAUGGAGGGAGGAGGCAAAUCAUUUCAUAAUUCAACUUUACGCAACCUCCAUUCAAACCCCAGCUAAUCAAGACCCAAACCCGACGCUCUGAUUGGACGGUCUGGAGACGAGAGCCUGUCUCCCUCGGGCCUUGUCCCACGGUAUUAGACCCACAUUAUACGUACAUCACUCUUACGCUGCUUUAAAAUCUGGACUCUUUCUCCGUUUUUUUAAAAUCUUCCUGAAUCUCCGUCCUGUGUGAAUGCAUACCACCCCUGGUUUUGCAUGAUAGGGUCGCACAUGCGUAGCAGAUUUGCAUGCUGGUCUUUUAACGAAACACCUCCCGGCCUUUGUCUAGACUCUGAGCCGCGGCCUUUAACUGGGCACAUCAGCGACAGGACGCAACUGGACUCAGUGCAACGCAGACCACUGCCCCACACGCAGGAUUCAGUCUGACACCACUCCUUCAGACAGUCCUGCAGGGUCACGUAUGACGCUUUCUGUAGCUGAUCAGAGACUGAGUCUGAGCUAUGCAACGAGGCUAAAAGAGUCACGAUCAGGGAGCUGCUGUACAGAAACUCUGCAUUUACUGGAACAAAAGCCUGUAAUGCUGGUCGUAUGCCAAUUAACGGGCAGGAUGUGUGCUGAGCCCUCCUUUAUCUCUCCAUUUGUAACUACUGCUACGUCACGAAGGGCGCGCUGGAGACAUGAGCGCCAGCAAAUAUUUGUGUUUUAGGCUUGGCUUUACUUUACUUUACUCAAUCAGCAGCUUCCGAACUGUCAAAUGCAAGACGCCCGUGUGGCAGACGACUAAAAGGCAACGGCUGCGUUACAAUCAUGGUAAUUUGUGCUUCGGGUCGAGGGUUUGCUGAUUUCUAGACAUGAGCUGAAGCUAACUUUAUUUGUAUGAACAUAUAUACUUAUAUACACUGGUAAAGGCUUGGCUGGUUACAAUGUCAGUUACCAGCUCUGGUUUUGAUUAUUUAUGUCUGAUCAUUUCUUCUUGACUUUGUGUUUUUCAUCUGAAAGUGCUUUUAUAUUUGUGCUUGUGUGUGUGUCUUCCUGUUUUAUUUUUUUAAACCUUUGUAGCAGAUGCAGACAUGUAUCAUUCCCAAAGAAUGUAGAGCUCCCUGAGAAAUGUUUUUUCCGCCUCUCCCCCCAAAUAAAUGUUUAUUUUCUACAUGAUGACAACGCGUCACAGCAACAUUGAGACAAUAAAUGUGUUUGACGCUG